AUGUGGUUCACAUAUUUGAUGAUCUAUCUGGAAAAAGUUCUCAGAUUCCGCAGCUCGCAGGCUGGAUUGUUGAUGCUCAUCGGACAGGUUACUGAUGCCAUCUCGACACCGCUUGUGGGAAUCGCCAGUGACUCCAAUUUCUUACCCAAGUUUUUUCAUAGGGUUGGCAGACGCUUAUCAUGGCAUAUGAUCGGCACAGUAUGCGUUUCACUUUCGUUUCCUUUCAUCUUCAAUCGCUGCUUUGUGUGCUCGGAUUCUGGGUCUGUUUGGUACAAAGUGGUUUGGUUCACGCCGUUCAUCAUGCUUUUUCAGUUCGGCUGGGCUUCUGUACAGAUCUCCCACCUAGCUUUGUUACCUGAGCUAUCGUCAUUCGACAGCACUAGAACUACUAUGAAUUCGUUGAGGUACGCUUUCACUGUGAUUGCUAAUCUAUCAAUAUUCUCUGUUCUUGCUUGGUUUCUCUCUCAAAGUGCUGGUCACACUGAGAUAGGUCCAUACGAUUUCACUCACUUUCGGACUGCUGGGUUCAUUGUGGUUGGCAGUGGCUUAAUGGUAACAUUGCUAUUUUACUUCGCGAUUCGUGAGCCAACGAAUGAGCGGAGAUUAAGUCACGCGAACUCGUUUACAUCUGACACGAGUGAAUUGGUGAGAAUGCACUGGACGAGUUGGUUCGGCUAUUUACAGUUUUAUCAGAUUGCUCUCCUGUACAUGUUAUCUCGUCUCUAUGUCAAUGUUUCACAAGUCUAUUUCCCGUUCUACAUUACCCUGACUCAGAAUUAUGGGAAGGUAUGUGAUCUUUCUUAUUCUUGUCUCUUAAAAAGGGUAAUUUCUCAACGGCACGACCUUUCUGGAGAACUCAAUUCCCUACAUCUGGGCACAUGCGGUAUCAUCCUGAAAUACGUUGCUAUUUUGCCAAUGGUGUCUUAUCUUUCAUCCUUCUUGAUUUCAACACUUAAUGGGAUUCCCUACUUGAAUAGUAUCGUCAACAGAAAACUAAUAUUUGUUUUUGGAAUAAUUUGUGGCAUGGGAACUUGCCUUUGGAUGCUUUUUGAAUUACAUCUCUGGGGUAUGUACUGUGUUGCAGGGGCUAUAGGUUUGCUAAAUUAUGCUGUUUCAGGUGUUACACAGGCCAUUCUUCUCAUCACUUCGCUGUCCAUUACUGCUGACCUGAUCAAUAGAAACACAGAAAGUGGCGCAUUUGUUUAUGGUGCAAUGAGUUUUGUCGACAAACUCGGCAAUGGUUUUGCCUAUCAGCUCAUCGAAUUAUGGAAUCCAUCAUGCGAGUAUGGUUUUUUCUGUUACUCACGAAAAUGGGAAAACGUGUGCGAAUUUUUAUCGGACUAUCAUGGUUUAUGUGCCAGCUUGUUGUUUGGCUGUCGCUCUUAUCAUUCUGUUCUCUCUUAUGCCAUCACACAUUGGAGAGAGAAGAAGAAACCACAGUGA
This is a messenger RNA of Angiostrongylus costaricensis, 1443 nucleotides long. Lineage: Eukaryota; Metazoa; Nematoda; Chromadorea; Rhabditida; Metastrongylidae. The record is from the annotation of a GenBank genome assembly.